UUUUUUUUUGUGUGUGAAAUAUUUAAAUUCAAAUUUCUUUGGGAUUCCAUGAGCUCUUUCCUCUUCUCCUAUAUAACCUUGAAAGGCCACCAACACAAAACCCUUUUUUUAUUAAAUCUUUUUUCUUAUUAAUAUGGAUCUCUCUUGGUGUAUUAUCUGUGACAACCGUGUCGAUGAUGUCUUGAAUGAUUCCUCUCUCUAUUGUUCAGAAUCUUGUCAACUUAAAGAUCAAAUGACUAGCAUUACCAACCAACUUAGUCUUAAUCAAGCAAAGAAACCUGCCGUAGUCAAACCCACGUUACCUAUUGCAACAUUACUGCGUACGAAGCGUUCAAGUGCAGCCACAGUUUCCUCGUAUCCUUGGGUUCCCUUGUAUCGUCGUCGUCGUGGUGUUGUUGUCUCGAAGCGUUGUCAACCUAUUGUUGCCAGUUCCCUCACUACCGCCAACGCUUUUUUUACGCCUACUAGCACCACUAUUGCUUAAUCUCAUCUUUUUUUAACAUUCUCAUCAAUACCAAAAAAAAAAACAAAAAAAACAUAAAUCUCUCGAUCGCCAAAUCUCAAAAAAACUUCAACACCUUUUUAACAACUUAAAAACUUUUUUACAAGCAAAAAAACAACCAGAAAAACAGU
This is a messenger RNA of Mucor mucedo, 633 nucleotides long. RefSeq lists its product as uncharacterized. The record is from RefSeq and is a predicted model, not a curated record. The transcript is spliced from 2 exons. Lineage: Eukaryota; Fungi; Mucoromycota; Mucoromycetes; Mucorales; Mucoraceae. Bases 134 to 484 code for a protein of 116 amino acids.